This is a messenger RNA of Racocetra fulgida, 687 nucleotides long. NCBI's taxonomy places the organism in Eukaryota, Fungi, Glomeromycota, Glomeromycetes, Diversisporales, Gigasporaceae. The record is from the annotation of a GenBank genome assembly.
AUGGCCGGUUUGGGUGAAAAAAAAUUAACAAAGACAACUCCUUCCACGUCAUGGAGUUUAAGUUCUCUUCUUAAUGGAAUAGCGGAAUACAGAGAGAAGCUUAAUUUACCCAAUCCAGGUACUUUUGAAGGUCUACACCGUGAGGUCAAAGGGAGAGCCGAUCUCACCAGAGUUUUAUCACAAAAUUUACAAGUCACGCAUUCCUUCUCCAUGGGUUCUGCUUUAACACCACCGAUGUAUAACUUUGGAGCUGCUUACAUUGGCACAAAAUCCUUCCUUCAUGGUACUAUUGACACAGAUGGAACUUUAUCGGCGCGUAUGAAUUAUGCAUGGAAUGCAAAGAAUGUGACCAAAAUUCAAGCUCAUAUAACAUCAGUACCAGGGCAUUCAAUGCUUCAAUUGGAACAAGACUACCAGGGGUCGGAUUAUUCCAUUAAUUAUAAAACCAUUAAUCCAUCACCGGUUGAAAAUACUGGUAUCUAUAUUUUAAGUUAUAUCCAAUCUGUAACACAGAAGCUUGCCUUGGGUGUUGAAACUGUAUAUCAGAAACCUACGCCAGACAAAAUUGGCACCAUACAAGCAUCGUACUUCCAAAAGAUUAACGAAAAAGUGGAGUUUGGGACAGAACUUCAAAUUCUUGUAGGAAGAGAACGAAGAGAUGCUUUAUGCACAGUAGUAUGUAGCUGA